AUGUCCCCCAAGCGCCAAUUCAACCCCAACUUCACUCCCUAUGUCGUCAAUUCUAUGGGGCCCAAGACCCCCGAGCGCGCUCGCGUAAUCUUGAGCUCGCUGAUUAAACACAUCCAUGACUUUGCGCGCGAGGUCGAACUCACCCCGGCCGAGUGGAUGCUGGGUGUCGAAUUCAUCAAUUCCGUCGGCCAGAUCAGCACGCCCAUCCGCAAUGAAUGCCACCGGAUCUGCGACGUGAUCGGUCUGGAAUCUCUCGUCGACGAAAUCGCCAACAAAAUCGUCACCGAAGAUGGCACCACGCCCACCUCCAACGUCAUCCUCGGCCCCUUCUGGUCGCCCAACGCCCCCUUCCGCAACCUCGGCGACAGCAUCAUCCAAAACCCCAACCCCAACGGCAAAGUCACCUACAUGCACGGUGUGAUCCGGGACAUGGAAACCGGCAAGCCCAUUGCGGGAGCAGUCCUCGAUAUCUGGCAAGCCUCCGCGAACGGACAAUACGACUUCCAGGAUCCAGCGCAGAGCGAGAACAACCUCCGCGGCAAGUUCCGGUCCAACGAGAAGGGCGAGUUCUACUGGUACUGCUAUCAUCCAACUCCCUAUUCUCUGCCUACCGAUGGUCCGGCCGGUGUGCUGCUCAAUCUCAUGGACCGUUCCCCGAUGCGUCCGGCUCAUAUCCACCUUAUGAUCACCCAUCCCGACUACGCAACCAUCAUCAAUCAGAUUUAUCCCAGCGAUGAUCCCCAUCUCAAGAUUGACUCUGUCUUUGCUGUGAAAGAUGAUCUGGUCGUUGACUUUAAGCCCAAGAUUGGCGAUCCCAAGGCCCAGCUCGACCUCGAGUAUAAUGUCAAUAUGGCGCUGAAGAAGCAUCAUCCUAACCCUAACUCGGCCCCGCCCGUGUCCUCGUUCGAGCGCUACAACAAGAGCAACCAGAAGCUGUAA
Monascus purpureus is the source of this 939-nucleotide messenger RNA. The record is from the annotation of a GenBank genome assembly. Lineage: Eukaryota; Fungi; Ascomycota; Eurotiomycetes; Eurotiales; Aspergillaceae.